Messenger RNA from Ostrea edulis (European flat oyster), 3570 nucleotides. RefSeq names its product probable endochitinase. Gene Ontology annotation, molecular function: chitin binding; chitinase activity. Gene Ontology annotation, cellular component: extracellular region. The coding region runs from base 190 to 3447 and encodes 1085 amino acids. The record is from RefSeq and is a predicted model, not a curated record. NCBI's taxonomy places the organism in Eukaryota, Metazoa, Mollusca, Bivalvia, Ostreida, Ostreidae. The transcript is spliced from 20 exons. Gene Ontology annotation, biological process: chitin catabolic process; carbohydrate metabolic process.
AGAGUAGUCACAUCUGUAAUUCGCGGACAAAUAGUAGAGAAGGCAUCUUAACAUGGAACCUAGAUAGUGGACCGUGUUAUCAAAUCAACGCAAGACUUUUGAGCAGUUUGACAGUUAAUAGAUUAACCCCCCCAUAUCAAUAGCGCAGUGGUACGCAGACGGUCGUAUCAGUCAUUUUACCGGCAAAGGAUGUUGAAAAUUUUAGUUCCGUUGCUUGCCCUGGCAUUUAAUAAUGCCUUGGGAUAUCGACGGGUUUGUUACUAUACAAACUGGGCGCAGUACAGAAAUGGACCCGCUAAGUUUUACCCGGAAAAUGUAGACCCAACCCUGUGUACCCAUGUCAUCUACGCCUUUGCCAAAAUGAAUGGUAACCAUCUGGUGCCUUUUGAGUGGAAUGACGAAAGCACACCAUGGAUGAAAGGAAUGUAUGAGCGUUUCAAUAAGCUCAAGCAGCAAAAUCCCUCAUUGAAGACCCUUCUGGCCGUUGGUGGAUGGAACAUGGGAAGCGCUCCAUUCACACAUAUGGUGGCCACUGACGCUGGUAGGAGGGAGUUUGCCACCUCUUCUGUCCAGUACCUUAAAAAACAUGGUUUUGACGGUUUGGACAUGGACUGGGAAUAUCCCGCCAACAGAGGAAGCCCACCCGCGGACAAAGAUCAUUUUACACAGCUUCUGAAGAUUCUACAUGAAACAUUUGCACCCGAAGGUUUGAUGUUGACAGCUGCUGUGCCCGCUGGAAAGAAAAAUAUUGACCCAGGAUACAAUGUCCCUGUCAUUUCACAGUAUUUGGAUGAAAUAAACUUGAUGACGUAUGACUUGCAUGGCGGUGGUUGGGAAGACAAAACUGGUCAUAAUUCUCCUCUCAAAGCUCAUCCAAAGGAGUCAGGAAACGAAACGUAUCUUAAUGUCGAAUGGGCCGUGAAUUACUGGCUUCAGAAGGGGGCACCUGCUGACAAGUUGAACGUAGGAUUGCCUCUGUAUGGACGCUCAUUCACACUAGCUAGUACCAGCAACACCGGACUCUUCGCUCCCGAUAGAGGCAAUGGUGGACAGGCUGGCAGAUAUACAAGAGAAGCCGGAUUCCUGGCUUACUACGAGAUUUGUGAGAUGCUGAAGAGUGGAGGUACCCGCCAUUGGAUUCCUGAAAUGGAGGUUCCCUAUGUUGUCAAAGGUGACCAAUGGGUUGGCUACGAUGAUCCACAAAGCUUGAAAUUGAAGGUUGAUUUUGCGAAAAGUAAGGGGGUCGGUGGUAUCAUGGUGUGGGCUUUAGAUCUCGAUGACUUCAGCGGUAGUUGUGGACAGGGAAAAUACCCACUCCUUCGUGCCAUCAAUGACGAACUGACGUCCGGGCAAACUCAACAGCCUCCAAAUGCUCCAACUACUGCUGCCCCCGCCGCCGCCACCACCACACGGAUGCCACAGCAUCAGACCACCCACGCCAAUAACCACCCCACAAAUGCCCCCGCUCCAGCCACUAAUAACGCAAUGCGACGGGUGUGUUAUUACACAAACUGGUCACAAUACAGAAACAACCCUGCAAAGUUCUUCCCAGAAAAUGUUGACCCCACUCUCUGCACACACCUCAUCUACGCCUUUGCCAAAAUGAACGGCAACCACCUGGCGCCUUUUGAGUGGAAUGACGAGAGUACAUCAUGGAGUAAGGGAAUGUAUGAGCGUUUCAAUCACCUGAAGAAGCAAAAUCCCUCACUGAAAACCCUUCUGGCCGUCGGUGGAUGGAACAUGGGAUCCGCUCCAUUCACAAGAAUGGUGGCCACCGACUCCAGCAGGAGGGAGUUUGCUACCUCCACUGUCAAGUUCCUGAAAAAGAACGGUUUUGAUGGUCUGGAUAUGGACUGGGAGUACCCCGCCAACAGAGGAAGCCCACCUGCGGACAAAGAUCGUUUCACACAGGUUCUGAAGGUUCUACACGAAACAUUUGCACCGGAAGGACUCAUGUUGACAGCUGCUGUGGCCGCUGGAAAGAGUAAAAUCGACACUGCAUAUGACAUUCCUGCCAUUUCACAGUAUUUGGAUGAAAUAAACUUAAUGACAUAUGAUAUGCAUGGAGGAAGUUGGGAAGAUCAAACUGCGCCUAAUGCUCCACUUAAAUCUCAUCCAAAGGAGAGCGGAAAUCAAACGUCUCUUAAUGUCGAAUGGGCAGUAAAUUACUGGCUUCAGAAGGGGGCACCUCCAGAGAAGAUGAACGUAGGAAUGCCUCUCUACGGACGAACAUUUACUCUAGCAAGUUCCAGCAACGAUGGACUGUUCGCUCCCGACAGGGGCAAUGGUGGUCAGGCCGGCAGAUACACUGGAGAGGCCGGAAUUCUAGCUUACUAUGAGGUCUGUCCGAUGCUUAAAAAUGGAGGAACACGCCACUGGACUCCUGAAAUGGAGGUUCCCUAUGUCGUCAAAGGUGAUCAGUGGGUCAGCUAUGACGAUCAACAAAGUUUAAAACUUAAGGUCGACUUCGUCAAGAGUAAAGGACUUGGUGGUAUCAUGGUCUGGUCUCUGGAUAUGGACGACUUCAAUGGUGUUUGUGGACAGGGCAAAUAUCCUUUACUUCGUGCAAUCAAUGACGACUUGUCUGGUCCAGUGCAGCAGUUGACUAAUUCUCCUACUACUGCUGCUCCAACAAUGUCACCUUCCACUGCAAGUACCACUACAAGUACCACUGCAAGUACCACCACUGCAAGUACCACCACUACAAGUACCACUGCAAAAACCACUAAAAGUACCACUGCAAGUACUACAACCACCCAGCCACCACAACAUACACAGAAGCCCCACACAAAGACCACACACGUCAAUCACAAUACACAUAUGCUUCCCAGCAAAACUACUACCACACCUAUAAAAACCACACACCACAUAGGAUCGACUAAGCGCUUUGACUGUACAGGGAAACGUAGCGGUUUCUAUGCCGAUCCAAAUUCCUGCACGCAGUAUUUCAUUUGUGCCGGCCCCCAGAGUUUUGAAGUGUCUUGUGCUUCCGGUCUUAUGUUUAAUGAGGCCACCAAAUUCUGCGAUUGGCCAUCCAACGUUCAGUGCAAAAAUCAACAUCAGGUACAGCAAAUGUCAACUCAAGCAUCUGUCCAGACCAAUCCACCACGAACAACACACUCACAGGGAACUCAUCACGUGACCACAACUACCACUCAGGCACCAGCUCACACUAAUCCACCGCGAACGACCACAACCACUACUCAGGCACCAGUACAGCCAACUCAAGCACCAGUGCAGACAAACGCCGGUGGUGGUCCUCAGGCCUUCUGCAAAAACCGCGGAGAUGGUCACUACAGAGACCCGAAUAAUUGUGGCAUGUUCUACCAGUGCGCCAUGCAUGUUGCAUACCAUCAACGCUGUCCCCCUGGAACUGUCUUCAACGCAGCCAUCGUCAAUUGUGACUAUGCAUUCAGGGUUCCCGGUUGCAAUAAUCAAACGCCUUAGACUUUAUCAAAAUGGACAAGUGCUACCUUAAAUACUAGUAUUGUUUUUUGUUACAUUCAUACUCUUUCAUGUAGAUCUUUUGUUUGAUUUUUUGUGUUCUUAAAAUAAAGGAAUUCCAUGCAC